AUGAAAUCCUCAGACAAUAUUAUUCCAUUUAGUCAUUUGUCCUCUUCUUCUUUGGGUGUCCACACUGAUCAUGUCACAAUGCCAUUUGAUCUCUUCCCAAAUAACGCCCAAACUUCCCUUGAACCCCUUCCGUUGCUGAACUUGCUUUGCUCACCCGAAACGCCACCGCCACGGGACGAAAACAACCCUAAACCAUGCCAUGACGAUAAGGAAGAUGUCACUGUGGCUUUGCACAUUGGCCUUCCAAAUUGCAGUGCCAUUGACUCCAUGAAUCCAAGUGUGAUGACAGACAUAAGUAUAUCAGGUGCCCAACACUGGAUUCCAACUCCUGCCCAAAUCCUCGUCGGCUUCACUCAUUUCUCUUGCCAUGUCUGUCACAAAACCUUCAAUCGCUACAACAAUCUUCAGAUGCACAUGUGGGGACAUGGGUCACAGUACAGGAAAGGACCGGAGUCGUUGAAGGGAACGCAGCCUCGAGCCAUGCUACAGAUACCAUGCUACUGCUGUGAAGAAGGGUGCAAGAACAACAUAAACCACCCGAAAGCCAAGCCACUGAAAGAUUUCAGAACACUGCAAACACAUUACAAGAGGAAGCAUGGGAUUAAGAGGUUUGAGUGCCGCAGGUGUGGCAAGCCCUUGGCUGUGAAAGGCGACUGGCGAACCCACGAGAAGAACUGUGGCAAGCGUUGGCUUUGUGUUUGUGGUUCUGACUUCAAGCACAAGAGGUCUCUCAAGGAUCACAUUAGGUCAUUUGGCUCUGGUCAUGGACCUUUUCCUCCUUCACUUGAUGGAGUUGAGGUACAUGGGGACACCAUGCACUCUCUUUUUGUUUAA
Messenger RNA from Cornus florida, 834 nucleotides. Its product is annotated as protein TRANSPARENT TESTA 1-like. Lineage: Eukaryota; Viridiplantae; Streptophyta; Magnoliopsida; Cornales; Cornaceae. Gene Ontology annotation, cellular component: nucleus. Gene Ontology annotation, biological process: anatomical structure development; regulation of gene expression. The coding region runs from base 1 to 834 and encodes 277 amino acids. The record is from RefSeq and is a predicted model, not a curated record. Gene Ontology annotation, molecular function: DNA-binding transcription factor activity. The transcript has 2 exons.